UAGGGAACGGGACAAUAAGAAGGGGAAGAGGCAGGUCAAGUUCGAGAAUGCUGAAACCGAGGGAUUAGUUAAAACUAACUCACGUUCCAAAGCGGUUGAUCAAGUUGCCUAUUAGUAAACUGUGCAUCUAUUGGGACGGAAACUCAGACGUUCGAAUCAUCUUAGAAAAUAAAAUCCCGGAAGUAGGAGAGAUUUUCUGAAAAUCAAGAUUGGUUACUACCCAAACCUGCUGAAAAUAAGUCAAAGAAGUGAAGAUUUAAUUGUUACGACUUAACGGCCAGAUUAAUUAAAGCGUGGCUCCCUUUAACGACGAGUUUCCGGCAACAUCUGAACAAAAGCAUUAUUUCAGCACGAAGAUUUUGCUUAACGGUCAGAUUAGCAGAGAACUCUACAUCGGAGCGUGACACACUUUAACGACGAGCUUCCGGCAACAUCUGAACAAAAGGUUUUUUGGGCUGAAAGGAAGAAGAAGGAAAAAGAAGAACAGAAGAAAAUAAACAAAAGAAGACAAGACGCAAGACAUGAUUAUUCAGCCGAGAUAUAAUACAUAUAUUUUAUAAAUGGGUGCGUAUAUGUCUAAACACAUGUAUUGUAUCUAUAAAUAUAAUACGUGAUACACACGGGCAGCAAAAGUUUAUGUUAGUAACGUGAAGAAAGGAAUAAAAAAAGGAAAACUAUUGCUCCUCAAGUGAAUACAUUUGAAGGAAAAUUACGCAUAUUUCAAAAAAGCUUUCUAGAUAGCUUUUUUAGAUUCUUAAAAAAUUAUCAGUUGUUAUUUCUAAAUAAUAUAUAAAAUUGCUACUAACUAAACAUUUUUUAUAAUAAUAUAGAAAUUCCUCUAUUAACUUUUUACUGCAUUUCUGAAUAUUUCGAUUCAUUACUUUUUUCUAAAAUGAGUGUAAACACUAGAAAACGGAAACGUUCUCUUACAGACAAAUAUGAUACAGUAUCAAAAAGUUCGCGCAUAGAUUUAAAUAUUGAGAAUGAGAAUUUAGAAUUUCUUGGUGAUUUACAACAUGAAUCUGCACAGAAUAAAUUGUAUACAGAUUAUCAUACUCAACACCACAGACAUCAAUCUUCUAAUCACUUGAUCAAACUUAUGUAUCAAUUAGACUUGUCAGUACUUUGCUCGCUUAGAAAGUUUACGUAUGAACAUAAAUAUCCUUCAUUAUCAUUAAUGUUUGAAGAUUCUGAAAUUGAUAAAUUUAAUAAUGUUGUUAUUCGUCAUGAAAAGAAGUCAAUUCAUAUACGAAUUGAAUAUGUAGAUGAAUACUAUACAGAAAGUAGUAUUAGCUAUGGCAAAUUAUUUUCUAAACGCAACUCUUUACUUAAUAGUUAUUUUAAUGCUUUUGCUAAACGCAUAUUGAAAACAGAUAAUUUAUUGACAGAUGUAGAAUAUCUCAUUAUUUAUACCAAUUCAAAAUUGGAUCUUACAAAAGAGAAAACAUUCAAAAUAGGACGAUCUAAAACUUUUUAUCCUUUUAAAUUUGAUAACUUACAAAUUGGAGAAUGUGAUAUUUUAAAAGAUUUUUUAUUUACAAAUGAUGAUACACAAGAGGAUGGUUUUUAUCGGUUUUCACUAGAUAAAACAACAAGAGAGAAGCUUUUAAAACAGUUGGAAUUUUCGCCUUCUACGAACAAAGUAGUACAAAAAAGAAAACUUACUCAGGAAUUUGAUAAAAGAAUAAAAGCAGCAUUUUUAGAUAAAUUAGUAUUUGCAGUUAAUCAGCCCAAUAGAGAAAAACUGAGCAGCAUUGUAAAAAUUGAAAUGAAAAAAAAUGGUAAAGAUCAAAAUGAUUAUGUAGCAUUACAAGAAAGAAUAUUAUGUGACUUAAAAACUUCAGACCAGUAUGUAAAACGUGGAAUCGAUGUAUCCGGAAUUAUAUAUCAGUUUAAUUUAUUAAUGAGCUUCCUUCAUGAUACAUUUGUGCAUAAAAAUGUAUUUUCCAUAAACUUUGAAAAUAAUGAUAAUAGCAUUGCUAUUUACCAUCAAAAUAAAAUUUCUUAUCUAUAUGUUCAUAACGCAGAUGUUAAUAUAGACAGUAGUCAGUUGUUCUCCUUCUCAGAGAAAGAAAAUAUGUUCUGUAUUAAUAAAUAUUUUACACUAUUUGUUGAAAACUUUAGUGAGAAUAUAGAAUAUUUAAUUUUGUACACUAAUGCAAACUUUGAUCUGACAAAAGAAAAGAGGUUAAAAAUAAGGAUAUCUAAUGAUACCUAUCUUUUAAAAUUUGAUAGCGUAAAUAUUUGUGAGGAAAAAUAUAGAGUUUUAAGAUAUUGUUCGUCUAUGAACAAAAAUGAUAUUUAUCAAUUCUCGGAAGAAAUAACACGAGAGAAGAUUAUAAAUAUGUUAGUGUUGCCAUCUUCCUUGCAAAAAGAGAAAGAUGAGGGACAACUUUCUAAUGAAAAUGAAAGAGAAAAAAAGGAAAAAUUUUUAGAUAAAUUGAUAUUUGCGGUUAAUCAGCCAGAUAAGAAAAAAUUAAAUACUCUUAUUAGAAAUAUGAUAACUCAGUUACACAAUUACGCAUACAGCUAUGAAGAAUUACAAGAAUUAGCGUUACGUUGGAUUGAGUCCUAUGAAUUCGGCCCUAUUACACAAGGAAUAAUGGAGAAGAUUCUUGAAGAAAUAAAAAAUAAUAAAUCCACUUACCAAACAGCUCAAAGUAAACAUACUAAUAAUGAAAUUAAAUUUACUAGAUGUGUUGUUGGCAGAGCGAAAACAUCUGAAUUUAACAAAUUCUUAGACUUUUUAAUUAGAGGGGAAGGAUUAAAAUAUCUAACAGUUCUGAGAAGGAAAAGAAUAAAUUUAACUAAUGUGUCCAGUAUUUUAUAUAGAUCGGGCGCUAAAGCUUCUAAAGCAUUCAAAGACCUAUAUGAUCUGUGGUUUAAUAACGAAGGACAUAAAACACAAUAUUUAAAAUCUCUAGAAAAAGAAGGAAUAAAUCUUACUAAUGUCUCCUCUAUUUUAAAUACAUCAGGCGCUAAAGGUCCGAAAGCAUUCAAAGAUUUAUAUGAACUGUGGUUUAAUAACGAAGGACAUAAAACACAAUAUUUAAAAUCUCUAGAAAAAGAGGGAAUAAAUCUUGCUAAUGUAUCCAGUAUUUUACGUACAUCAGGCGCUAAAGGUCCUAAAGUAUUCAAAGAUUUAUAUGAUCUGUGGUUUAAUAACGAAGGACAUAAAACACAAUAUUUAAAAUCUCUAGAAAAAGAGGGAAUAAAUCUAGUUAAUGUUUCCUCUAUUUUAAGUGGAUCAGGCGCUAAAGGUCCUAAAGCAUUCAAAGACCUAUAUGAUCUGUGGUUUAAUAACGAAGGACAUAAAACACAAUAUUUAAAAUCUCUAGAAAAGGAGGGAAUAAAUCUAGUUAAUGUUUCCUCUAUUUUAAGUGGAUCAGGCGCUAAAGGUCCUAAAGCAUUCAAAGAUUUAUAUGAUCUGUGGUUUAAUAACGAAGGACAUAAAACACAAUAUUUAAAAUCUCUAGAAAAAGAGGGAAUAAAUCUAGUUAAUGUUUCCUCUAUUUUAAAUGGAUCAGGCGCUAAAGGUCCUAAAGCAUUCAAAGACCUAUAUGAUCUGUGGUUUGAUGAAAAAGGACAUAAAACAAAAUAUUUAAAAUCUCUAGAGGAAAAUAAAAUAACUCUUACUAAUGUAUCCAGUAUUUUAAAUUCAUCAGGUUCUAAAGCUUCUAAAGCAUACAAAGACUUAUAUGAUCUGUGGUUUGAUAAAGAAGGAAAUAUGACACCAUAUUUAAAAUUUGGUGGUCACAGUGGAUCAAUUUAGCCCUUGAGUAAUUUUCGAAAGUUAAUUAUUUAAUUCCACAUCAAUUUUCAAAUAAUUGCCAUAUAAAACCAGACAAUGUAAUUAGAUCGGAAAAACUUUGAUGUAAAGUUUAAACAUCAUGGAAUGCAUUCUCUUCAUGAAAAAUUAACAAAUAAAAUUAUACUUACAUUAUUUUAACAUUUUUUAAAAAAUAUAAGUCCCAAAAGAAACAUAUUUUACCCAAAACAAUAAGUUUUUCAAUAUUUUUACUAAAAGUUUAUGGUAAUACUUUUGAAAUAUGCUACUUUAAUUAAAAAUAAUUUUCUGAUAAAUCUUUAAAAGAAUAGGUUUAUUUUACAUAUAGAAUGUUGGCCAUUUUUGAAAAGAAAAAUUACGUUUAUAUAAAGAAAUUUAUUAAGCAAAAAUCAGUGCAAAAGUAACUUUUUUUUAGUCUCAAACGGUUUUGAAAGUUAAAAAAAAUGAAAUUUUGCAAAUUUAUUUUGAUUUGCCGCAAUUGUUACAUAAGUAAAGGUGAUGAGUGUCACACAUCGGGCGUAAACAUGGAAGAAUAAUAUUGAUACUUGAUUUUACGAUUUUUUUAUGUAAUGGACAGCAAUUGUCUUUACUAAUAAAGGUCUUUUUACUUUUUGUGUAGGAUUAAACGACACACUGCCUGAUACCCUUACAAAAAAAACUAUAAAAAUACAAACAAAUUACUGAUACACUAUUGAAGAACUGAAGAAUUCCAAUUGAAGAGGGUUAAUAUAAUAAUGUCACAUACUCCAUUUUAAGUUUUAAUUAAAUAAUUCUAGCAUAUGGCGAUUUCCAAUAAUUAACAUCUUGUUAAUUAUUACAAAAUAUGCAAAAUUGUAGAGAACGUUUCGGUUUAGUUCGACUGACUCUAUCAGCUCGUGAGGUUUUACUUUAAAGAAACUUUUCUUCAAAAUUGAAGUGAGUCAUUUAAACCUUGUGUAACCUCCAAACGUUAAAAAUUCUAAAAAA
This is a messenger RNA of Solenopsis invicta (red fire ant), 4753 nucleotides long. RefSeq lists its product as uncharacterized. The record is from RefSeq and is a predicted model, not a curated record. The coding region runs from base 893 to 3772 and encodes 959 amino acids. Lineage: Eukaryota; Metazoa; Arthropoda; Insecta; Hymenoptera; Formicidae. The transcript has 4 exons.